UCAGGACCGGUAUAAAAGAGCUUGGUGAAGCUGCUGGUCUUCACUCAACCACUGACGACCAAGAUGAAGUUCCUCGUGAUCCUCCUCUUCUUCAACGCCCUCACAUGGGCUGAGGAAACAGGCGAAUGUCAGUGCAUGGCCGCCCUCAAGUACCACAGUUCUCAUCCAACUUGUACAUUGUAUGAGAUGGCGCCCUUUGAGUCCGCUGACUGUAAUGAUGUUGAAACUUGUCAGGCAGAAUGUCAGAAGGAGUGGGAUGCAGUGACUAACGGAGGGGACCUGAACUACAUCCUGGACGACGGUACAGUGCUGGGCCAGAGUAUGUGUACCAGUCUGAAGGAGGAAGGCUACCACAACCUGCAGCCUUCAACCGUUUACCUCGCCUACAAUUUGUGUUCGGGAGGCUGGAAGGACGUGAGUAUUGCCAGCGACAUGCUUCUGUGUUGUGAAGGCGGCGUGUACCCUGGCGAGUGCUAGCCGAAGUCCUCCUCCUCCGUGAUGAGACUGAGGAUGUCCUAACUAUUUCUGACCCAAUACAGUUUGAUCUUAACCCUUGCUGAUGAAAAUAUACCUCAAUGCAUGUAAUCAGAUAUUAGUUAAGACAAAUAAAUUUGUUUUUAGCAAGAUUUA
This is a messenger RNA of Homarus americanus (American lobster), 630 nucleotides long. RefSeq lists its product as uncharacterized. The transcript is spliced from 4 exons. Lineage: Eukaryota; Metazoa; Arthropoda; Malacostraca; Decapoda; Nephropidae. The record is from RefSeq and is a predicted model, not a curated record. The coding region runs from base 64 to 477 and encodes 137 amino acids.